GCACUGCGCUGUCCCGGACAAUGCACCAGGCUGGCCACUACGCCUGGCCUUCUCCAGCUUUGAACAGCUCAUCUGGACAGGAACCCCAGAAGCAGCUCCCGGAGGUGCCAGGUGGGGCCUGGGAAUCUCCUGGAGGGGAUGGGCUUCCCCUGCUCACUAUCAUCGUCGCUGCCUUUGUCCUGCUGGCAGUCUGCAUCGUGGUGGCAGUCCACUUGGGGCCAAGGCUGCACCAGGGCCAUGCCAUUCUCCCUACGGAGCCACCAGCCCCAAAGCCAGAGGGUGGCAUCUACCUCAUCCACUGGCGGGUGCUGGGCCCCCAAGGCAAUCAUGAAGAAACCCAGCAGGGACCUCUUCUCUCUGGCUCCUGCCCUGAGCCAUAUGGGCCCAGGCCCAGCAUUGAUGAAGUCACAUACCUGUAGGAGGGAGAAUUUGGAAAGUUUGCCUGACCUGGCUCAAC
Molecule: messenger RNA, 457 nt
Organism: Nycticebus coucang (slow loris)
Lineage: Eukaryota; Metazoa; Chordata; Mammalia; Primates; Lorisidae
Gene: SMIM33
Product: small integral membrane protein 33
Exons: 2
Coding region: 21-419 (132 amino acids)
Source: RefSeq, a predicted model, not a curated record